Rotaria sp. Silwood1 is the source of this 354-nucleotide messenger RNA. The record is from the annotation of a GenBank genome assembly. Lineage: Eukaryota; Metazoa; Rotifera; Eurotatoria; Philodinida; Philodinidae.
AUGAGUUUUAAAGUUUGUCGUCGACUUAACCUAGAUUCAACACAAGGACCACAAGUUCAAAGCCGCCAAUCAGGUGAAUGGAUCUUUGGUUGCGAUCAACAAAUGGACAUUGCCGGUGGCGGUAUGCGCCAAUCGCGAACAGAUUGGAGUCCUCCGUGCACUGCUUACGCCAAAGGACCGAUUGCUUCGACAAAAGUUGAUCAAAUCGGAUAUUUUGGCAAAUGCACACAUAAUGUACAGAUCAAUAAUAACAACAGUCCACCAUAUGUCACCCUGAGCGUUGGUGCAACACGAGGUGGGUGGUUUGGACCAGGUGCAUCGUGCAAAUAUGCCGUUUCAUAUAAAUUGAUUUAA